AUGUUACUAAAAAGAGCGGAUGCUUUAUCAAUUUUAACUUUGCUCAUUUAUUUGGUGUUUUUGCUCUAUCGCUUAUUCAUCACGAAGGUUUAGUUGUUCCUAUAACAGAACACCUUCAAUCUAUCCAAUUAGUCAUUUCUAAUAUACAUAGCCUAAAUCCUAAAUCUUGUUUAAAUAGGCAUCUUUAGUUUUAACACUUCAAUUGAUGGGAUCAUGACAUUUUAUCUGGGCAUUAUAGGCCUUUUGAUCAAUAUAGCGAUUUUCACAAAUGCAAUAAUUUACUUCCCGUAUUUGAAUAAGAAUAUCUUCCUAAUUGUUUUUGCCAUCAACUUUAAUUCUAUAAUUUACAAUCUUUUUUUUCUGAUAUCUUUGGAAAGUAAAAUGGAAAUGGGAUACAUAGAAUUGCUCUUUAUUUUCUAGUUGCCCAUGAAUUUCAAAAUAGCAACAUACUUUUAUUCUAAAAAACAAUUACUCACAAUUGGACAGUAAUCCAAUCCUUCUCAAAUUGUCAACUUGAUUUUAGAAUUGAAAUCCAAAUUCUCCUACUCUAAGCAGCGUGUUCUCAUCGAAUCAAUAGUGAGCAAGGGCAUGAAAAAAGUGGACGUUGAACCAUCGAGACUCACAGUUCUAAACCAGGAGGAUAUUUAUGACUUUUAUAUUAGGUUGAGUUUAAAGCACUAAGAGGUAAAAAGUUCAAAUUUGUGUUUAGUUGGUUCAAGAAGACUUCAUCUCUCACUUAUCCCUCCUCCUGAAAUUGGAAUUCUACUUCUAGGCUUUCUUAUACAUAUCCAAAUGGGAACACAAAAAAGGACAAACAAUAUUGAACAAAAUCAAGUUCCUGAUAUGUGCUAGAAAGUGUAGACAGAAGUUGAAUUAUCACAUGAUGUAAAAGAACAACUUUGAUACCGAUAAAGAUUUUGAGUUGAACAUAAAGAAGUUCAUGGAUAUAGAAUCAAAAAAUCUAGAAUUAUGUAAGCGAAUUAUUUUGUUGUGUUAGAAGAAGAUAGAAUACUUUAAAGAGUUCGAUUACGAUCAAAUUGAUAAGCUCUACUCCAAAUCAAACACUUUAGUCUUGGAAUUAGAUACAUUGAAGGAGUUUGUUCAAGAUCUUUACAGACAAUAUCCGAGCAAUAGGAUGCAGAAUAUCUUGGCCUUUAUUUAUGCUGAAUUACUUAAUGAUUACUUAUCUGCUAUGAAAGUAUUUUGUUAAGCAGCCUUAUAAGAAGAUAAGGUUUAUAAAAAUGUCUCAAAUCUUAAAAUUGAUCUCUAUUCAACCAAAACUACAUAUUUGAUGGUCAAUUUAGAUAACAUGCAAAUAAUUAGGAAUUCAAGCAAUGCUUAUGAUUUCUUUUAAGUAGACUAAUUAAUUUUAGAUGAUCUAAUACCCAAUGGAAUAAAAGACUAUCAUUCGAGUAUGAUAAAAACAUUUAUCAAGACUGGAAAAUCCAAAUUCUUUAGGAAUGUUCAAGAAGGCUUGAUUGCCAAAAAAGGAUUUUGUGAAGGAGUGAAUAUUGUAACUGAAAUUUUAUUUGAGAAAAAUUAACUCAACGCGUUAAUCCUAUUGUCUAUUUAAGAUGAAAAUCAAAUAAUCAUGGUGGUUGAUAAUUAGCACAAAAUUGUAGGAUUGAGUGAAGAAUUUUUUGAAAUUGUUGGAGGAACUCCAGAUCAAAUUGAAUUAAUUUAUGGGAUCCCAGUUGAUUAUGUUAUUCCUAAAUUCAAAUUCCAUAUUGAAGACAACCAAGUUCAGUAAAUAUAACUUAGAUUCCUAACCAAACCAAAAUUAUUUGAUUUUGUCACACUACUAAUUCAUUAUAAACAAAAAAGAAAUAUAACAGAUCUUAUGGAUGGUUGUUGGCUAGAUCAAUAUAAUUUUGAUACUUACUCCACUCACUGUUGCAUUUAGAAUAACGAUGAUAAAUAUUACAUUGUUAGAUUUAAUUACUUAAAAAAUGGAACCAGAAGAGGCAGUCAAAGUGCUUCUAGAACUUUAACACAAAAGUCAUAUUUCUAAUAACAUGGCAACAACAUAAGUGAAAUAGAAAUGGAUGAACAAAUUGAAAUGCUGAUUCCCUAUGAAGAGUCAGAACCAAAAUACAUCAAUGAUAUAGUUAUACUACAAAACCCAGAUUUGCUAUUAUCUAAUAGAGAAUCACAUAACAACGAUGGUAUUGGAUUUUUAGUGGAUGAUUAAUUUAUUGGCAAAAAUACUUCAAGGCAAAAUGAAUCGUAAAGUAAAACUUAUUAACCUUUGUAAUCCCUCUAAUAACAACAAAAAUACUUCAUUGAAAAAUCUAAAAUUAAUUAAAAAUAUUCGAAAAGCAAUGAUGAUGAUUCAUAAGAUGUUUAAAUGGAAGGGUAAUCGUCCUAGGUUAGUUAAUUAAGUGGGUAGAAAAAGGCAUUUUACUAUAAAAAAUACAUUUUGAUGGAAAAGAUGUUGCAAUCCCCUAAUUCAAAUCAGAUCUAAAAAAUAUUUAUGUUUUUUGUGAUGUUACAAUUAAUAGUCUUCAUAGCUUAGGUUGCUAUUUCCUUAUCUUCAAGUUCAUCAACUUUAGAUUAUUACUUAACCAAUAUCGAUCUUCUUUAGAUCAAAUAUUAUCUAUUUCAACCAGUAGAAUCAUUUAUUGUUACUAGAUAUACAAUUAUCAAUUACAAUGCUCAAUACACAGCAAAGUCGUUAACAAAGAGUGAAUUGGAUAAAUAUCUAGAAUUUCCAAACUCAAAUUUAAAUUUAGGAUUCGAUGAUGUUUAAUAGAAUUAAGCAGCGAUCUUAAAUAGACUCACUCUAUAAGAUUUCUUAGCUUAAUAUUAUGACUUUUAUAUUUACAUUAAAACUGAUGUAGGAGAACUUUAUAAUAUCACCAUGAGAUAGUCAUUAAGUAUUCUAAUCAACUAUUAAUACACUUUCAAAGCUGCCUAUAAAUACGAUGGUAAAACUGUCUCAGAUUCACCUUAUAUAUUUUACUCUUACAGAAAUCUACUUACUCUAUAUAAUGCAUUUGAUCUUUUAAAUUAAUAAUUAUACGUUGAAAGUAAUUUGAGAAUCGAACUAGAUUUGGAUAAAGAAUUAACGUUGUUUUAUCCUUUUGUUAUUUUAAUUUUAAUUAUUGUUAGUUUGGAAAUCUUUUGGUAUCUGAAGAAUCAAGGAAGAAUUGCUUCAUUAUUAGGCUUUAUGACUUUUAAUGAAGCAUAUACAAUUCAGUAAGACAUUGAUAGAUUUACUCAUUAUGUUGAAAGCAUAUCUAAGAGUAGUGAUACAUUAUUUAAAUACCAAUUCCAAAUUGAUAAAAAGGAGAAUUAAUUGAAAUUGCAAUAAAAAUAAUUAUAGAUUGAAACUUCCAUUAAAAGAUUAUAAUACCAGAAAAAAUUGCUUUCGAAUAAGUUUGGAUUCUGCUUGAUACUUAUUUAAUUCAUUAUUCUAAUCUCCUUUUCGAUUGCUAAAUAUUAUGUUAAUCUAAAUUAUUUUACUUAAUUUAAACCAACCGCUUACUUUUAUUAAUAAAUUACGGACCUUGGAACUAAUAUUCCAACAAUUUAUGCCAUGAGGGAAGUGCUUUACUAUAGAUGGAGAUAUCCAUUUUAUAAGGACGAUGAUUUGGAGUAAAUUCUAGAACAAAUUAUAGAUUGUUUGGCUUAAGUGCAAAAUGUAACUGCAUAUUUAUAAAAUCUAUAAAUGUAUUUAUAUAAAUUCAAUUUUAGAAACUAGUAUUUAUUAAGUUCAGACUUUAGUGAUUACAUGUAAACAAUAUCCUCAACAAACAUUUGUAACUUUUUAGAUGAUAGCAUGAAAGAGAAAUCCAUGGCUUUGUGUUAGAUAACUUUAGGUGGAAGUUUUCUAAAUGGCCUAACUGGAUCUUUAAUUUAUAUAUAUACAAACAUCUAAAAUGAAAUGUAGAUUAAUAAAUUUCUAAAUAAAACUGAAAAUACUAGAAAUGAAUUAGAAGGAGCCUUUAUUAUAAGUCAAGUUAUAAAAUAAGUCAAUACUUAUAUGAAGGCUGAUCUAACAAAUUAGACCAAUAAUAUAUUAUCUAGCAUCAUAGUAAGAUUUCUAUAUUUAGUUUUAGUACUUGUGUGUCUUUGCUUUUGUCUUCGUUGUAAUAUCAAUCCUUUUUCUAUUUUAUAUCAUAAAUCCCUUUCUUAAACGACAAUAUUAUAUUGCAAAAAGAUAUCUCUAUUUAAUACCUUAAUAGACUUUGUUUCUAGAUGAUGCUUUUGAAAGAUUAGCCAGAUCCGUAAUGUAAGAUUAAGAAAUAAUGGCAUGA
Molecule: messenger RNA, 4259 nt
Organism: Paramecium octaurelia
Lineage: Eukaryota; Ciliophora; Oligohymenophorea; Peniculida; Parameciidae
Source: the annotation of a GenBank genome assembly